UGCGUUGUUAUUAGUGAGUGGAGAGGGGUGGAUUAGGUUUUCAAGCAAGAAGUGCCAAGCUGUUGAAACAGAUACACGAAGUUGUAUUUUUGCAUCAAAAUGGAAUUGUGGCUUGAAGAACGUGCGCUCUCGUGGGAUUGAUGUAUGUGUAAUGGGAUUGCUGUACUACUCAACUCGCCUGUGGAUUGUACAAUAUAUCGGGGGCUUCUCUUUUUCCCGUCUCCCUAUCUCGGACUGGAUUGAUUGAGUAAGCGGCAGCUCAGAUCCCGGAGAGGUUUUGCUGAAUUAUUUUACCGUUAUUUUAGAGCCAUGAAUCUUUGGCUAUGUCAGGGGAUGUUGCGAUUUUUUAGAUAGACUAUGAAUUCAACAGGAUGGGUGCGAAUAAUGGCAAACAGUAUGGUAGUGACGGCAAAGGCAGUUCAAGCAUCUCAUCCGACGUGAGUUCAAGUACAGAUCACACACCCACCAAAGCCCGAAAGAAUGCAGCUACCAGUGAAGACUCCGACUUGAGCAUACGGACCCUGAGUACUCCCAGCCCUGCACUGAUAUGUCCGCCAAGCUCUCAGGCCUUCAUAAAUGGAAAAGCCUCCUCUACUUCCUCAUCCUCUGUCACCGGGGAGACGGUCGCCAUGGUCCACGCUCCACCCGUCACAUGCCUGCCCCGCCCCAACGUCAAGCCAGCCGCUAGGAUGCAAAAGGAACAGGCCCCAAUUGACAUUCUUCCAGAUCAAGCUUUCCUCCAGAUCUUCUCCCAUCUGCCCACCAAUCAGCUCUGCCGUUGCGCUCGGGUGUGCUGCCGCUGGUACAACCUGACAUGGGACCCCAGGCUGUGGAGGACUAUUCGCCUGACAGGGGACACAGUCCAUGUGGACCGGGCCCUGAGGGUGCUAACUCGAAGACUGUGUCAAGACACACCAAACGUGUGCCUUAUGUUGGAGACUGUUAUUGUUACUGGCUGCCGGCGGCUCACUGACAGGGGACUCUACACCAUUGCACAGUGCUGUCCUGAACUGAGGAGGCUGGAGGUGUCUGGAUGUCAUAACAUAUCUAACGAGGCAGUCUUUAAUAUUGUUUCGCGAUGCCCUAACUUGGAGUAUCUGGAUGUUUCAGGCUGCUACAAUGUGACCUGCAUCAGCCUGACACGGGAAGCCUCAGUCAAGCUGUCCACGAUGCACGGCAAGCAGAUCUCAAUCCGCUACCUGGACAUGACAGACUGCUUUGUUCUGGAGGACGAGGGGCUGCACACCAUCGCGGCACACUGCACUCAACUCACCCACCUCUACCUGCGUCGCUGUGUGCGCAUCACUGACGAGGGGCUGCGCUACCUGGUCAUCUAUUGCACCUCUGUGAAGGAGCUGAGUGUCAGCGACUGCCGCUUCGUCAGUGACUUCGGCCUGCGUGAAAUUGCCAAGCUGGAGUCACGCCUGAGAUACCUCAGCAUCGCCCACUGUGGGCGCAUAACUGACGUGGGCAUCCGCUACGUGGCCAAGUACUGCAGCAAGCUGCGUUACCUCAAUGCCCGGGGCUGUGAGGGCAUCACGGACCACGGCCUGGAGUAUCUCGCCAAAAACUGUGCCAAGCUAAAGUCCUUGGACAUUGGCAAGUGCCCUCUGGUAUCUGACGCCGGCCUGGAGUUCCUGGCUUUGAAUUGCUUCAACCUCAAACGGCUGAGCCUCAAGUCGUGCGAGAGCAUCACAGGCCGGGGCCUGCAGAUUGUGGCGGCCAACUGUUUUGACCUGCAGAUGAUGAACGUGCAGGAUUGUGACAUCUCGGUGGAGGCUCUUCGGUUUGUCAAGCGCCAUUGCAAACGGUGUGUGAUAGAGCACACCAACCCGGCCUUCUUCUAAAAAUAGGUGUAACCCUUUCAUCCUUAGAGAGACUCCGCUGUAGAAAUGACAGCUGUCUGUGGCAAUGAGCUGCCAGGGUCCACCUAUUUGGAUUUGAAACUAAAGGUAAACUAAAGCUGGGGACUAAUGUUCAUCAAGAAGGAGAAUCUUUUUCUAUAGCAUUAUCAUUAGGCCUUUUUUUUUUUUUUUACUAUUUUCAACAUGGAGGGUUGCACUUUGUAAUACAAAAAAAAAAAAAAAGGUUAAUAUAGUUUCAGAAUUAUUCACAAUGAGGUUUACAUGAAGGCAGUGCCAUUAGUAGAACUAUAUGGCCCUACAAAGAGUACUUAACUAUAUUACAGCCUUAUUGAGACUCCUCUCUUCUCAGCAGGGUCCAUUUAAAUGAGCUAAACAGCAGCUGAUCUUAACACAUUCUCUAAUGGGGACAUAUACUUCAGUGUGUGUGUGUGUGUGUGUGUGUGUG
Polyodon spathula (Mississippi paddlefish) is the source of this 2310-nucleotide messenger RNA. Its product is annotated as F-box/LRR-repeat protein 7. Gene Ontology annotation, cellular component: SCF ubiquitin ligase complex. NCBI's taxonomy places the organism in Eukaryota, Metazoa, Chordata, Actinopteri, Acipenseriformes, Polyodontidae. The record is from RefSeq and is a predicted model, not a curated record. The coding region runs from base 372 to 1847 and encodes 491 amino acids. The transcript is spliced from 4 exons. Gene Ontology annotation, biological process: SCF-dependent proteasomal ubiquitin-dependent protein catabolic process. Gene Ontology annotation, molecular function: protein binding.